UACUAUUCGUCUAGUUCUCUAAAUAGCUUCACUUAUUCUGGAUUUAUUUAUUUAUUUAUUUUUAGAAUCGGAAUUCGAAAAUUUUAAUCUAGCAGUAGGUAAACGAAACAGUUCACCAAUUUUGUUAAUGGAAUCUCUAAAUUUUUUUUUUUUGGUGUAAAAUUAUAUUUUAAAAAAAUCCUUUUGUUUUCGUUUUGGUUUUCUUGGCUACCAAACAGAGGGCCAAUGUUAGAAUUGUAGCUUGGAUUAGUAUAUUCUGGGUGUAUCUGCUUCAUUUGAUCGGCUAAUUAGAGUUGUAGUGUUGUGAUUUUUUACAUGCUAGAGAGGGUUAGUGUUAGAAUUUUAGUUAAUCUCUUUAUUUGAUUGAACUAAUUAGGAUUUUAAGUUGUAAUUAGAUGUAAUCUUGCAAUUUUGGAUUGGUACGUUUUCGGUGUAUUUGCUUAUUUGAUAGACUAAUUGGAGUUCUAAAUUGUAGUCUUAUAAUAUAGUGUGAAUUACAUUAACCCACCCUAAGGUUUGGGCUAAUACUAAACAGGUCCAAGACAUUUCAAACUAACCAAUUUGGUCCCUAAGAGAGAAGAGAAAAAUGACUAAUGAACCUAACAAUGUUUAUUGUUUAGGCACCAAAUUGGUCAGUUUUGAAAUGUCUUGGACCUGGUUGACAUUAACUCAAACCUCAGGGUAAGUUAAUGAAAUUUACCCUAUAAUAUAUUUGAAAUUGAUAUUCGAAACCAAAUGUGAGAGAGGGUUUAGUGUUUUGAAUAUUAGCUUGGAUUAGUGUGUUUUUAGUGUAUUUUUUUCAUUUAAUCAACUAAGUAGUAUUUAAAUUGGGAAAACACUAAAGCUACUGCUAAAUUUACUAUAAAGGCUUGCAAAUGGACACGAUAAUGAAUGUGUUUAGUGCCACAACAACGUAAUAAAUGAAUUUUUCAACUUUUUGUGUGUGUGUGUUUAAAAGGUGACAUAUCCAUUUGUAAGACUUAUGUUGUAAAAUUUGUAGCAUCACUCAUUUAAAAUGUACUCUUGAUUUUUGAAAGAGUUAAGCAUGUUGAAACAGUGUGCAGACCUUUGACAUACUUGUAUUGGAAUUUUGGCUUAACUCAUCCUUUUGUGUACCAGAUAUAAUUGAAUAUUUUCCCCCUCUUUCAUUUUCUAUCAGUUUUCUUGGGAAUUAAACGAGGUGUUAGUAUGUAUAAUUUGAGCUGGAAUUUUACGGUAGUAUCUCUUUAUUAUCUUCAUUUUGAUAGCUGAUUUGGGUUCGAAUUUUUAUUUUGCAAUUAUAGAGUUCCCAAAAUAUUUUACAUUCAUUUUUAAAUGAGUAGAUUAGAUUUUAUGAUGUAAAUUUUAAGAAAGUAUUGACUAUCACCAUUUUGGUAUCUAUUUAAAUUAUUGAUGAUGUGCCAUAAGCAAUCCACUCAAUUCAGAACAAAUAGAUAAGAUUUUAGGAAUUACAUGAUGAAGUUUGCCUAAGAACGCCGGAGGAUCCUAAACAUUGGUUUAAUCAGUGUGUUAGCCUCAGUGAUCACUAGUUUGAGUUUGAGUUGUUAAACGAAUUGAAACAGGUAUGCAAUCUUAUUUAUGGGUUUCAGAUAUUUCUGGUGAAUUUGAAUUUUCCACCUCUACAGCUAAGGACUAGGUUGACUUAUUGUUUAUGUAUUGGAAGCAUAGCAUGUAAAAGGACUCUAUCACUAGAAUGAUAGUCUCAAUGUUGUAGGGGAAGAAAUGGGCACCCAAAUGCCUACAUGUAGCGAUCGGACAAGGACAAACUGGACACCAGCAAUGGAGUGUUAUUUUAUUGAUCUUUUAUUAGAUCAGGUGCAUAGGGGGAAUAGGAUGGGCCAUACUUUCAACAAACAAGCAUGGACUGAUAUGCUGACCAUGUUCAAUGCCUAUUUUGGAUCCCCAUAUGAUGAAAAGGUCUUGAAAAGUCAUUACACCAAUUUAUGGACUCAAUUCAAUGAUGUAAAGAGUCUACUUGAUCAGAAUGGAUUUUCAUGGGAUGAUACUAAACAAAUGGUGGUUGCCAGUCAUCAUGUUUGGGAUGCUUACAUCAAGGCUCACCCAGAGGCACAGUUUUAUAGAAACAAAGCCUUGAUGAACUUCAAUGAUUUGUGCUUGAUAUAUGCACAUACAACAGCAGAUGGAAGAUACAGCUUAUCAAGUCGUGAUAUAGACUUUGAUGAUGACAUUCAAGGAGUGAAUACUGGUGUUGCAAUGAAUAGCCUUGUACUGGCAAGUAAAGAGCAUUCAAAAAUAGAUUGGACACCAGCCAUGGACCGAUAUUUUGUCAAGCUUUUGCUGGACCAACUUAAAAAAGGCAAUAAGAUCUGUAAUAAAGAAACAAGCAUGGAAUGAUAUGCUUACCUUGUUCAAUGGAAAAUUUGGCUCUAAAUAUGGAAAGAGUUUCUUAAAACACCGUUUUAAGAAAUUAUUGAAAUAUUAUAUUGAUGUGAAGAGUCUACUUGAGGUGAAGGGAUUUUCUUGGGAUGAAAUUCAACAAAAGAUAUCAGCAGAUGAUUAUCUAUGGGAUAAUUACAUCAGUAAGCAAUGGACAUUGCAGUCAUUUAUUGCAAGGGAGAAACUUUGAAGAUGAUAUCAUACAGAUCAAGGCAGGGUUAGGACAGAUUUACUGGCUGUGGAUAUUGUCUGUACCCCAUCUUAUUGCUAUCCAAUGAUGUUGAAGUAUAUGAAUUACUGUUUGUCAAUUAAUGGCAAGUAUAAUGUUCUUCUAGUUUAAUUUAUGUUUAAAAGUCUGACACGUUUUGAUGAAUGAGAAGUUGUCUAUUAUCCUCAUAAAUCAGUCAGUUUUACCUAUCCUGUAGCUGAAGAAAAGGAGGGCUGUACCUCUUCUGAUAGUGAAUGUCGGAGAACAAAUUGGACAUCAACAAUGGAUCGUUACCUUAUUGAAUUGUUACAAGACCAGGUGCUUAGAGGGAAUAAAAUUGGUCAUGGAUUUGUGGCCGAGGCAUGGAUUGAAAUGGUUAGACUGUUCAAUGCAAAAUUUGGAUCUCACCAUGACAAAGAUGGUCUGAGGAAUAGAUACAAACAUUUAAGGGGACAAUAUAAUGAUAUCAGGGUUCUUCUUGAUCAGAGUGGGUUUUCUUGGGAUGAAACAGGAGAAAUGGUAACUGCUGAGGACUAUGUCUGGGAUUCUUAUACCAAGGUGCAUCCUGAUGCUCAGUUGUAUAGAAAUAAAUCUGUUCCCAGCUAUCACAAAUUAUGUGUUAUAUAUGGUGAAGAAGUUUGUAAUGGAAGAUAUAGCAUUUCAACGUGCAAUGCAGAUCUAGACAUUGAAGAACCAGAUUUGAGAAUUGGGGAGGAUAUCCAAUGCUAUGCAAACAGUGGUUGUUCGACAACAGAUUGGACACCUUCAAUGGACCGUUAUCUCAUAGAUGUAAUGCUAGAGGAAGUGCAUAAGGGGAAGAAGAUUGAUUACACUUUCAACAAUCAAGCAUGGAUAGAUAUGUUUAUGUUGUUCAAGGAACGAUUCUCACCACAACAUGACAAAGAUUUUCUGAAAAGUCAUUAUAGAAGUUUGGAAAAGCUGUACUUUGAUAUGAAAAAUCUUCUUGAACAGAGACGAUUUUCAUGGGAUGAAACACAGCAAAUGGUCACAGCUUUUGAUGAUGUUUGGGAUGCAUAUGUGAAGGAACACCCAGAUGCAAAACCAUACCGAAUCGUGCCGAUGCCAAAUUAUAAUGAUUUGUGCUUGAUUUAUGGAAAUCCAGCUUCUGAUGAACAGUGUAAUCAAGCGUGUCAAGAUCUAGGAUGUAACGGUUUUGAAUUUUCCGAAGGUGCCAGACUUAACAAUAGCUAUCACCAAAGAACUGAUUGGACACCAUCGAUGGACCGAUAUUUUAUUGAUCUAAUGUUAGAGCAAGUUCGCAAUGGAAGUAUGGUUGAUCAAAAAUUCAACAAGCUAGCCUGGAGUGAUAUGAUCGCAAAGUUUAGUGCACAAUUUGGGUCUCAGCAUGACAAAGAUGUCCUAAAAAGUCGUUUUAUGAAUUUGAGGAAGCGGUUCAAUGAUAUGAAAACUCUACUUGACCAGAGUGGUUUUUCUUGGAAUGAAAUGCAAGAGAUGAUACGUGCUGAAGAUGAUGUCUGGGAAGCUUAUGUUAAGGUACAUCCUGAUGCAAGAACAUACCGCAAUAGAGCUCUCCCAAAUGUCAAUGAUUUGUUUUUGAUAUAUGGAAAUGACAACACUGAGCAAAGGCAAAAUUACUCUGGUCACUCUAUGGAUGCUGAGGACUAUGAGCUGGGAGUAAAUAUUGUUAUUUUUAAAGUUGUAGGUGAAGAGGAUUACCAGUCCCCUGCUAAUAAUGAUCCUCUGAGGAUAAAUUGGACAAGGGAAAUGGACCGUUAUUUUAUUGUCCUUCUGUUAGAACAGUUGCACAGAGGGAAUAAGAUUGGUUGUAAAUACAAUGCUCAAGCUUGGACCUGGAUGAAUGCAUCAUUUAGUAAAAAAUUUGGAUUCCUUUGUGACAAAGAUGUACUAGAAGAUCGGUAUUGGAGCUUGAGGAAAGAGUAUAUGGACAUAACAGAUAUCCUCAAUCAUAAUGGCUUUGCUUGGGAUGGAAUUCGCCAAACAAUGAUAGCUGAUGAUGAUGUUUGGGAAGCUUAUAUCAAGGAUCAUCCAGAUGCAGUUACAUACAGAGAUAAGAUCUUGGGUGAUUAUUGUAAUUUGUGCUUGAUUUAUGGUAAUGAAAGUCAGCAUAGUAGAUCAAGUUAUUUCGACGUAAAAAUGGAGAUCAACACCAACACCAACACCCUGGGGAUGGGGAUUGACGAUAUAAUUGGAGAGAUGCUAUCUCCAGCUACUGAGUUUGAAAUAUCUCAUCAGAAAAGAAAGCGAAAAUCUGCUCCUUUGUCAACCUCAGCAUGUAUCCAAAAGGUUAGGAGAAUCAUCAAGAAAGAGACACAAGAGGCAGUUGAGGGGAAGCCAUGUGUAGUAAAAACAUAUUUGGGUACUGAGGAAGACAAAGACUACAGCUCAAUAGAAUGUAUAGUUGCAGCACUUCAAACCGUUCCUGACAUGGAUGAUGAGAUCUUCUUGGAGGCUUGUGAACUUUUAGAAGAUGAGAGAAAGGCCAAGAUGUUCGUGGCCAUGGAUGUCACAGCACGGAGGAAGUGGUUAUUGAAAAAGCUUCGACGGUAGCAUCUAUUUUUCUUGUUAAUGUCAGAUAUAAUUUUGGUACUUUUUUAUUGGGGAGUUUUUCAAUGUAAAUCAGAUCCUAUAUUAAUGUAAAGGCAUUUUUCAAUGCAAUUUCCUGUAUGGUUUCCUUAUUGAAAUGUGAAAAAAAAAAAAGGGAAUUGAAUUUGCUUUUGCUGGGA
Messenger RNA from Quercus robur (English oak), 5331 nucleotides. RefSeq lists its product as uncharacterized. The transcript has 12 exons. NCBI's taxonomy places the organism in Eukaryota, Viridiplantae, Streptophyta, Magnoliopsida, Fagales, Fagaceae. Bases 2888 to 5155 code for a protein of 755 amino acids. The record is from RefSeq and is a predicted model, not a curated record.